Andrographis paniculata is the source of this 740-nucleotide messenger RNA. RefSeq lists its product as uncharacterized. The coding region runs from base 39 to 374 and encodes 111 amino acids. NCBI's taxonomy places the organism in Eukaryota, Viridiplantae, Streptophyta, Magnoliopsida, Lamiales, Acanthaceae. The record is from RefSeq and is a predicted model, not a curated record. The transcript has 3 exons.
UCACUUUUCCACACUUCCGAUUUGCGACUUUAACAGAAAUGGCGACAAAAUCGCUAUUGUUCCAAACCACGAUUUCAGAUCUGAAGCAUCUCCAAUGGCGUAGCAAUGCCAAUGCGCUCUGCCGCCUGACAUUCGCGCGACCUCCUCUUCUUCCUCAUCAUACUUCUCUUCUUCCUCGUUCUCCUCCUCCGCUGUACCGUCGUCUUCAUCUUCCUCAUUCUCCUCCUCCUCUGCUCCGACACCGUCUACGCACUCUAUUCUCUACUAUGUCCUCGAUGAACUCGCCGCAGGAGGAGGCCUCUGUCAAAACAGUGAGAAUGGUGAUAAGGGGGAGAGUGCAAGGUGCGUCGGAUCUAUCGGAAUUGGACGAUUGAUAAUGCGAAGGAGUUAGGGUUGAAAGGUUGGGUUCGGAACCGCCGGGAUGGAUCUGUGGAGGCGUUGUUUUCGGGAGAUGGAGCAGCGGUGUAGGAGAGGUCUUCCUGAUGCUAUGGUGACUGGAAUUCAGGCAUUUCAUUUCCGAGCACGGAUGAUCCUGGGAAUGAAUUCGACUGUGUGAAUGAAUGAAUCAGCGAUUCUGAUCAGGAACCCAACUCCCAAAAGUAGCUGUCGGCGCAGGAAGGAUGUUGCCAAGGCCUGCAGUGCCAGCCUUCGAAGACUUCUCUAACGAAUUCUUCUACUUCAGGCAGAGGGCAAUCCAGUAGCGUUGUUCAGGGUUUAGGGAAACCAACAGGAUUACGAAU